AUGGAUGAAGUACUUUCCAUAUAUCAGGGCCACAGGAUAGUCGUUCUGGCCACGCUGGCUGGUGUGAUCGCCCUUGUCGUAUCUUGGCUUCGGCGAGAUGCCGACACGAUUCCAGGUCCCAUGGCAUACCCGCUGAUCGGGGUGGGCUACAAGCUUCCACCCAGAGCGCCAGCGCUGUUUCGACAGUGGGCAGUGGAGUAUGGGGAUAUCUUCAAGAUACGCGUGGGCUGGUACAACUGGGUGGUCAUUAACACGCCAGAAGCCGUCCGGGAGAUUUUGGAGAAGCAGGCCGUCAACACCUCCUCCAAAGCGCCCUCGCCCAUGGGCCACGACAUUGUUACCGGGGGGAAACGCAUGCCCACGAUGCCAUACGGACCGCACUGGCGGGCUCAGCGAUCAGUCGUCCGCCAGGUCACGACUGUGCCAAUGACGGCUACAUUUGUCCCCAGCCAGGAGUUCGAGGCGAAACAAUUGCUCUUCGACCUGGCCACCGAUAAUGAGAAUCAGCGCAACUUCUACCAGCACAUGCGUCGCUACGCGUUCAGUAUCAUCAUGACGAAUACGUUUGGCACCCGCAUCAAGAACUGGGACCACCCAGACGCGCAGAACGCGGUACGCAGUCAGGCGAUCCUCAGGAGAACAUCGCGCCCUGGGGCUUUCCUGGUCGACGAGUUGCCUUUCCUGGCACGCUUGCCAAAGUGGCUCUGGCCUGGUCGCAAGGAGGCGCAGGAAGCGGCCCGGGAAGUCUUGGACAUUAAAAUGGGACUCUGGCGGAGACUGGAAAAGCAGUUUGAGACUGGCAAGGCUCCUCACUGCUUCGCACGUCGCAUUAUCGAAAGUAAGGACGCAUGGUAUGCGCAGGGGCUGAACCAAGAAGAUUUGGCCUGGGUGGCUGGGGGUCUUGUGGAAGCCGGUUUCGAGACAUCGGCGGCAACACUGAACAGCCUUGUACUUCAUCUUGCCGCGAACCAAAGGGUCCAGAACAAAGCGCAUGAGGAGCUGAUGUGUGUUGUCGGGCCCGACCGUCCGCCGACCUUCGACGAUAUGCCGAAUCUGCCUUAUAUUCGCGCCUGUGUCAAGGAGAUUCUGCGGAUGAAUCCCAUUCUGGCCCCUGGUAUUCGACACUACGCUGCCCAGGAUGUGGUGUAUAAGAACCACGUCAUCCCCAAGGGGACGGUGCUGCUUGCCAAUACUGCUUUCCUACACUAUGACCCGCAGCGGUUCGAAAAGCCCUUUGAGUUCAUGCCGGAGCGGUACCUCAAGCAUACCCUAUACAGCUCCGAGUACGCGGCGAUGAGCGAUCCGUACAAACGGGAUCACUUCACCUUCAGCACGGGUAGGAGAACGUGCCCUGGGGCGCGUCUGGCAGAGAACUCGCUGAAUAUAGCCCUCUGUAACAUUCUCUGGGCCUUUGAGAUCCGACCGCCCAUCGUGGAGGGCGUUGAGACCGAGAUGGACUUGAGCGACAACGCGUACCCGGACGGCGCGUUCACCAUACCUCGGCCGUUCGCCGCCAGGUUCCUGCCAAGAAGUGAGGAGAGGCUGCAGAUCGUCAAGAAACAGUGGCAAAUAGCGACGCAGGAGGGCUAUGAGUUGAGGGGUGUAGCGGUUGACAUCGAUGGUAUCGUUCAGUACUGA
Messenger RNA from Aspergillus tanneri, 1638 nucleotides. RefSeq names its product cytochrome P450. The record is from RefSeq and is a predicted model, not a curated record. The transcript has a single exon. Gene Ontology annotation, molecular function: monooxygenase activity; oxidoreductase activity, acting on paired donors, with incorporation or reduction of molecular oxygen; iron ion binding. NCBI's taxonomy places the organism in Eukaryota, Fungi, Ascomycota, Eurotiomycetes, Eurotiales, Aspergillaceae. Bases 1 to 1638 code for a protein of 545 amino acids.